Molecule: messenger RNA, 1257 nt
Organism: Striga hermonthica
Lineage: Eukaryota; Viridiplantae; Streptophyta; Magnoliopsida; Lamiales; Orobanchaceae
Source: the annotation of a GenBank genome assembly
AUGGAGAACCUCACCGAUGAAGCCACCCUUGACAACCACCCUCAGAUUGCCCUCAUCAACACCUUCUGUGAAAUUACCGCCUGCGCCUCCAAAACCGAAGCCCUCUUCUUCCUGGAGUCCCACAACUUCGAUCUCGACGCCGCCGUCUCCACUUUCCUCGACGAUGCCGGCCCCGCCGCUGUCGAUCUGCCUUCUCCAAUGGCCCACUCUCAGUCCCAGUCUCACUACUCGCCUUCUGAGUCGCCGCCCCCUUCUCGAUCCCGUUCCCCGUCGCCGCCGCCUGCCUCCCGCUCUUACAGUCUCCGGUCCGCCGCUAAACCUAGAGCGGAAGCCUCUGGCUCUGUUGGACAAAAACGUGGCGGCGGAGGUGGCGGUGGAGGUGGGAUUAGGACUCUAGCGGAUCUGAGCAGGAACCCUAAACACGAGGAGGAUUCUGAUAGCGAUCCUGAUUUUGAUCCUCAGGAGUAUUAUACCGGCGGUGAGAAGAGUGGGAUGCUUGUUCAGGAUCCGUCAAAAGCAACCGACAUUGACGAACUAUUCAAUCAGGCAAGACAGGCAGGGGCUCUAGAAGCAUCUGUUGAACAUGGUAUGCCUUCUUCAAGCUCAAGUAGAUUUACAGGGACAGGAAGGCUACUUUCUGGAGAGGUGUCAGCUACCCCUGACCCGCCUCAAUCCGUGACUCACACUAUUACUUUUUGGAGAAACGGCUUCACGGUUGAUGAUGGGCCUCUUAGGAGGAUUGAUGAUCCAGAAAACGCAUCUUUCAUAGAGAGUAUCAGGAACUCCGAGUGGCCAAAAGAACUUGCACCUGCAGAUAAGAGGACUUCCGUUCACGUUAACCUUAUAAGGAAGGAUGAAGACUACAAGCAACCCAAAAAACCCAAACUUCCCUUCCAAGGAGUCAGAAGAACUUUGGGCAGUUCUAGCGACACAACACCACCACCUACAGAAUCCGUAAGUGUCGUCACAACUGUCUUGACUGCGGCCCCCACCCCAACACUGGGUCUCACGGUUGACCAGAACAAACCUUGUACCUCGAUUCAGCUAAGGUUGGCAGAUGGCACGCGUUUGGUCUCGCGCUUCAACCGCCAGCACACAAUUAGAGAUAUCCGGGGCUUCAUAGACGCAUCAAGGCCCGGUGGGUCAACGGGCUACCAGCUGCAGACAAUGGGUUUCCCUCCCAAGCAGCUGGUCGACUUGGAUCAGACGAUUGAGGAAGCUGGGAUAGCUAAUUCGGUCGUGAUCCAGAAGUUAUAG